Molecule: messenger RNA, 33789 nt
Organism: Podarcis lilfordi (Lilford's wall lizard)
Lineage: Eukaryota; Metazoa; Chordata; Lepidosauria; Squamata; Lacertidae
Source: the annotation of a GenBank genome assembly
AUGGUGCUCCUGUCCGGAGACGGCAAAGCGGCCGGGGAGGGCCGGAGUCCCGCCGCGGCAAAGCACCUGCCCGUACCGCCCUCGGAGCCUGCCGGGCCGGGAGCCGCGGCGCCUGAGGGGAGCGUUGUCGUCGGCUCCAGCCCAGCUGCCGGGGCGGAGAGGUCGCGAAGGGGCAGCGAAGGCGAUGGCGGCGGCGGCGGCGCUGAGGGAGGAAGCGACGAGGACGACGCUGGCGGCGACUACGAGGAGUACGAGGACUUCUCGGACCUCCCGGACACGCGUAGCAUCGCUUCGGACGACUCCUUCUACCCGCCGCGGGCGGACGGCGACAGCGACGACGGCGACGACUGGUCUCUGGGAGAGUCGGGCUCGUCGACGGGAAGCCCCGAGGCGCUCUCCCUCUUCCGAGCUUGCUGCACCAACAACGCCGUGGCCUUGAGAGCGAUCAUCCGGCAGGGGCCCGAGGAGAAGGAGGCCAAGGAGACCGACCGCAACAAGAGGGUGAGUGAGCACCGGGGUGCAGGGGUUGGGGGAAGCGCCUCACGCGACGCGCGCCAGGAGCGCGAGGAAAAAGGCGGGAAAGUAGGCCUUAAAGCGCUUCCUCAGCUCUCGCGUCAGUUCACCUCAGGCAGCCCACUUGUCCCUGUGUCCUCUGCUGCUUCUUCUUCUAUUAUCAUUAUUAUUAUUAUUAUUAUUAUUAUUAUUAUUACUCCUCCUGCUCCAUUUCUGAGCUUAGGCCACACCAAUGCUCCAGGCGUUGUGUAUGCCCGCAGCCUGUUUGUGGGGGGGGGGGGGAAGGAACCAUCGCCUGCUGCCCUUACUCGCAUUCACUCCGGUGUAAAUCAAGCCCUGCUUCUGGGCAGGCCCAGACAGGGGGAGGGGGCAUAUGGGCCACUUGACCCGAGCCUCCUAUUCCAAAAGGGGCCUCGGUCAGCAUAUUCACAAUUAUUUAUAUACUUACUUAUUUAUAAGACUUCAGUUAUCCCCAGGGUAAAAAAAAAAGGGGGGGCACAUUACAGUGGUACCUCGGGUUACAUACGCUUCAGGUUACACACUCCGCUAACCCAGAAAUAGUGCUUCAGGUUAAGAACUUUGCUUCAGGAUGAGAACAGAAAUUGUGCUCCAGCAGCGGGGCGGCAGCAGGAGGCCCCAUUAGCUAAAGUGGUGCUUCAGGUUAAGAGCAGUUUCAGGUUAAGAACGGAUCUCUGGAACGAAUUAAGUACUGUAUCUACCUGGCCGGGGCCUCUGCCUGGCUCUGCAAGGCCCUGCUUCUGAGCCCCUAUCUUGUAGCCAACCCAUGGUUCAAAAUCAAACUGUAGUUUAGGCAGGCCUGCCUUUGGCCUUUUAUAUUGUGCCCCAGUCACAGAGGUGCAGAUCACAAGUAAAAGCCGCAACUGGCAAGGCCUAGCCUUCCUUUGUCCUCUUAGUGUAGCGCCUGGCAUGAGACAUACAAACAUUUACAAAUAUAUUUUUUAAGCUCAUUUUAAAAUGCAGGCCUUGAUCAGAUGCCUCAUUAGCAGCCUGAGUCCCAAGUCCCAAGGCUCUCUCCCAAGGACAGCGCAUUUCUUUCAGCUGCCUCGUCUCCUCGGUGGCUAUUUCCUUUCCCUCCCUCAACAUAGCUUACUCAAGUGUGAGCAAGGUCAAUAUUUUGCUGUAAACCGCUCUGAUGUUUUUUCUCCCCUUAAAAAAUACAAAGCAGUAUGGAAAGGAAGUGAAGAAAAACAUUUUUUUUCACCGUCCUGUUUCUCUUUUCUCCCAGUUUACUCAUUCUCUGCACCCGUUUUUCAACCUUUAGUCUCUCUGUCCCUUAUAUUCUCUGAACACUAGGACCUCUUCCCAAUCCUUAGCUCCUCUAUGAGGCUGUAAUCCCAGACAAAUGGACAGCUUUCCCUUACUUGCAAAGCUACUGUAGACUAUUUAUUUCCCUGAGCAAGUUCUGUCUAUGCCAUUCCACCAGCUCAGCCAGUCCCUUUCAGAAGUUUUACCACCACACGGGCAAUACAGUAUAGAUGGGGUAAGUAGAAAACACCAUGAGGUGAUCUUUUUAAAAAUCUUAAACAGUUUCACAGAUUCAGUAUACAUUGCUUUACUUUUUACAUGUUAUGAUUAUCAUGAAAAGGCUUUUGCGGACAGCUUCCACUGAGGCUGUAAUAAUGUCUAGUAUCAGUCCCUGAUUUGUACAUCCUCACCCCAAAGGCCAUCAAUAAAGGGUGUUACACCUACAUCAUAUUUUGCCAAAUUUUGUCAAACAACUUGCACUUUUUUCUUGUAACUUUAUUUACCCACUUCCCUGCCUUUGAUGUUUGACAUUCUGUGUGGACAGCUCCUGGUGCUGGGGCUUGAAAUGCAGUGGGAUACCAGGAUCUGCAGGAUCUGAUUUCUUUCCGCAGGACCUGUAAGACAGAGUUGUUCCGCCUGGCCUUUGGCUUGGAAUCAACUUGAUCCCCUCCCCCCUUUCCUUUUUCCUUUCUCUUUUCUCUUUCUGUGAUGGAACUCCUAUUUGGGGACUUCCCUGGCUUUUUUCUGGCCCACGUAGGACCAGUCUGGAUAGUUGGCCUUGGUGAAGACUUGACAUUUUCAUCCCCCAAAAAGUUUUUGAUUUGAGUUCCUACUGAAAUGAGGCUGCAUUUUUAAUGUUUUAAUGUCGUAUUUGAAUCUUGUUUUUAAGUUGUAUUUCAAUCAAUUAUUUUUAUACCUGGUGUCAGGCACCCUGAGCCCGGUCUUGGCUGGGGAGCCACUUUUAGACAGACGUAUCAUCAUCUCAGUUCUUUUCAGGUGGAAAAUAGUUGGGCCUAAUCUCCCACUUCCUUUUUACCCUACUAUGACACGUCCCACUUCCUUCAAAACUAUCUCACUUUUUUCUCCAGCUUUGAAACAACUUUCAAAAACAUCCCAUAUCCUAUUUUCUUUUGCUUUGAAAAUAUCCCUCUUUCUUCAGAAACGUUGUUCUUCUCUUUCUUUUUCCCACUUUGGGCACUGCAUGUGUUUCUAUGCAGAUACUAUUUUCCAUUGCUGGUGAUGCUGUUCGGAUGAUGAAGUAGCAAGUAAACAGAAGUAAAAGGGAUAAUUUCCAGUAAUCUCCACAUGUUAAACAUAAUAUGUAGAUUGGCCCUUACAAUCUAGGAGAUGCUUUAAUAAUUGAAACAACUGAUAUUUAUCACAUAAAUGGAUUCCCUGUUUUGAUAAAGUUUGGCCUGAAUACACCUGCUGUUUUACACUAAUAGCUAGCUAAGAAGUGCAGUUUGACUUGCUAGUGGUGAUCAUGCUUCUAAGAUAAUGUAUGAAGUGAAUACCUUGAUUCUCUAGCCUUUUGUGGUCAAUCUUAUGUGCCAUCAGUAAUGAAAUGUUUCUCAAAUAUUUUCCACAUAAAAUUGAUAAGGUACCAUUAUCCUCUAAUCUGUAGUGGCUUUAGUACACAAAAAAAUUAUUAGGCAAACUGGGCCACAGUAGAUUAAGAUACCAUCCUUCACACCUAGUUGAACAGGUAAAGGUGUAUGUAUGUGUGCACGUUCAACAGAGAUUUCACACCUUUUAGACUAGUCUUUAAUCCUCUACCCCGGAUGGUGAGUAUAUUAUAGAGGGAUGUGUUCAUGGAUAUAUAAUACAUGUUAUAGUAUACCUGUCUAUUCGUUUCCUAUACACUCAUCAAGGAUUAUGUUGACAAAGGGAGAUAAUGCAACUACAAAAGUCCCCAGCCACCCCCAGUCCUUAUAAUCAUUUAUUACAAGACUUCCCACACCACCAUUACUGCCAAGGAAAUUUUUGUUCUACUGUAUUGAUAUCUGUACCACAUGUCGUCAGAUACUCACUCCAUCUCCACUCGCAGCCUAUGCAUUAAAAUAACUUUAGGUGUUGUGCUCUAUUCAUGCAGAAGUCCUAUCAGAGACUCCUGACAGCACUUUCUAUGUGUUCCUAUAAUAUGUAUUCUUGUAGUAGCAGCCAGUGGAGCUGCACUGCUCUCCUGCCUUGCCAAUCCCACAUAUCUAUGCCUCAUAUCAAGAGGGGAAGAGGCAAGGCAGUGGUUUGAUGGGGUCCGGGGCCAGGAGCAGAUCUAAUCCAAUAUUCCUGUGCUGCACUUGCGCCAAGCUCCUGCUACCUUGCUCCUCUGUCUCUUGGUAGGUGAUAGCAACACACAUCAUUGGAAAAAUAGGACUGCAGGCUUUGUUACAGUUAUGAGUACAAACUUUAAUAUAUGAACUAUUGCAGGACUUCUCAAACUUUUUGUCCCCAGAGCCCAGCUGAGAUAGCUAAAAAUUACUGAGGCCCACCAGUCACAAAAGGAUGGUGCAGGGACAGUCAGUCCCAAGAUGAGGCAGUGUGACAUACUCAGCUUGCAUUUAAAGACAUAAUUUUCUACUGAUAUCUAAUUCGUCUUUAGAAAUUGCUAAAUUCUUUGCUACAGCAUUUUCCUGGUGUCAAGGAGUACCAUAGCUCAGGCUUCCACAACUUAAACUCAGACAUUUGCUGUGGAGGUAUUGUAACUCAGCCUUCCCAUUCCUGGCAGAAUUUACUGAUCUAGAAGCUCUAAGGAGAAAAUAUUUUCUUUUAUAUUUUUCCCUUCCUGCACUCAUAUGUCCCCCAACCAUUUUUACCCAUCUCCAAUAAUAUAUUCUCCCAUUCUCCUUUCACACUCAGGUUGUACUUUAUUCCAUUCUCCCCACAACCAGCCAGUUUCUUUCUGCCUUCCUCCCUGAUGCUUUAAAUUCACAUCUUCCUUCUAUAACAGCUUUUCUUUCUUAUCCUCCUUUUCCAUUCUCUCUUUGAUAAAUAUGAUUAUAUUAACCUUUUAUCUCAUUUUUUCACCUCCUCUGGCCCUUUCCUCUCAGAAGAAGGAGACCCUGAACAAAUCUGUUUCUUGGCCACCUUUACUCUGGUCAAGGAGUCACUAGUGCUGGCACUGGUCCAGCCAAAAGACUGGCAAGACUAGGGAGUGGGGAAGGCUGGCAAGGAGGCCAUGGGCAGGCUGUGAUAAAGAGGCCCACCUCAAAGUCACCCAAGGCCCUUUUGAGAGACACAGAACUAUGACAUAUGUAUAUCAUGAACAUGGACGUAUUAUUGUUUUGUUUCAAAUGCUGUAAACUACUCUGUUUUGGAAAAGGCAGUAUAAAAAUCUUGAACAUAUACAAGUACCUAAAUAUUAUGGGUACAGUCCAGCCAGAGAUUUCUGUGCCAUUGAUUUUAUUGGGAGAAUCAACUGUGUGCUUAACUGUCUUAUCAUUGAAAUUAGUUGUACCCAAAAUUGCUUACACUAGAAUGGGAUGUGUCAUAUAUGUGCAUUCAUGCAUUUUGUGGGUACAGAUGCUAGUUCAUGCAUAGAGGUAAGCAUAUACUUACGUGUAUAUUCUAUUGCUAAUCUAAAAUAACAAUGUCAGAAGGCUAUUAAGAUGACUGGGUAAAUUUAAUAAUUCAUAAAUAAUUUAAAUUAAAAAACUCUAAUAUUGCAUCAACAUUUUUAAUACAAGAGAAAAUUAGUGCUGAAAUAUAGUUUUGCUUUUAUACUCAGUACUUGUUUAUAGUUUUUCCCUGAUACUGGGGUCAUUCAUUUGAGCCUUUAAUUUUUCCCAUAGUAAAGGUAAAGGUACCCCUGCCCGUACGGGCCAGUCUUGACAGACUCUAGGGUUGUGCGCUCAUCUCACUCUAGAGGCUGGGAGCCAGCGCUGUCCGCAGACACUUCCGGGUCAUGUGGCCAGCGUGACAAGCUGCAUCUGGUGAGCCAGCGCAGCACACGGAACGCCGUUUACCUUCCCGCUGGUAAGCGGUCCCUAUUUAUCUACUUGCACCCGGAGGUGCUUUCGAACUGCUAGGUUGGCAGGCGCUGGGACCGAACGACGGGAGCGCACCCCGCCACGGGGAUUCGAACCGCCGACCAUGCUAUCGGCAAGUCCUAGGCGCUGAGGUUUUACCCACAGCGCCACCCGCGUCCCAUUUUUCCCAUAGUAAAUGGGAAUAAUUCACUUUUUGAAGGGUGAUGCUGUAUGUUCUGUAUUAAAACACACAGAGUUGCUGCUAGGCUUUUUUUUUUAAACAUGAAUGCUGAAUUGUGAAGUUGCUUCAGCAGCCGGGUGCUAAACAUAAGCCUAUGAAGCAAUACACUAGAGAGGAGCACAGAAAUAUCAGAAUCUCAUAGGUAUACAUUAUUUUGCUCACUAAGCAAGCAAACAAGAACCUAUUGCAACCCAUUAUAAGCACACAUCAAACAACAAACUUGUCAUAGAAAUGAGAGUUCAUUCCAGCUAUUGAACAAAACUAUUGAUGAAACAGGGUAGGAUUUUCAAAAGGAAUUAAAUCUUUUGGAGAGCUUCAAAAAUAAAGACCCUGGAAUAAACAGAGAAAAGCUGUGUUGCAUGCAAUACUGAUCUCUUUUUUUUGUAUGUUCCAUCUGUACUGUUUAAGGUACUCCACAUUGAAUUAUAUAAUCAAGACUAUGUCUCAUCUGCAAUUCUAUACUUGGGGAAAUUGUCCUCGGCUACUAAAACAUGAUCUAAAAUAAGUAGGAUUUAAUUGCUGGUAAAUUGAUUAUAGCACUCAUACUAAAAAAUAUAUUCUGAAUAGAGUGUAAAUAGAGACUGUAUUCUUAAGGAUUUAGUUAAACUGACCAACAUGCCCAUUUUGGGAUUUAUUUUUUUUAAAUUCAUGUGGGCAAAGUCCAAUAAUAUUGAAGAAGUAUUCAGUAUUGUAGUAGACCAAGGAUUGAUGUGCCUCGUAAAAAUACACCCUAGAGGGCUAAUUCACACAGUGAUGUACAUUACAUAGCCUACUGUUAUACUUACCCUACUUCUCUGAGCAGUGAGAGAGGUUUCUUGGGUGUGGCAGUUAUGUAGGCUUGGUUUCCUUUGUAUAGUAGUCAUUUGAGUCUUUUGGCCUUUAAUGAUAUUUGAAUUUAUUUGCAAAAAUAUAAAUUGAACACAGUUGGAGACAAAUAGCUGAAACAUUACAGCACCAAAAUCUGUUGCCCUAUAUCAGAUCUCCAGAGAGUCAGCCAAUACCCCAAAAUGUUUAUGUAGCUGACAAAAACCCAAGGCAGUACUCCCUCCCUUUCUCUGUCACUCUACAAUUCAAAAAUAGCAAAUUAAGUAGGUAGGGAAAAUAUGCCUUUCUAUCCCACUUAGAAAUUUUUGGGAAGCAACCAGCUAGCAAUUUCCCUAGCAAAAUAUGUACCUGAAAACAUGUCACCAAAUACUGGGAAUUUCUAGCAUCUUCAAAGCAUCUUAUCUAGACCUUAGAUUUUACAACCCCAUCAUCUAGUAUGCCCAAUACUAGUGGUGAUUAAACUCCCCUUGGCUUGAUUUCUCUCAUUGGGUUCAGCAAAGCAAACUAUUACUCCCAAAAUGGAAAUUAGCUUGUUCUUCCCUGAGCCCAAUUCUGAAACUCAGAUCCCAUCAUGCUUCUAUGAUGCAAUCAGUGAGAGCCUCACUUUAUUAAACCCUAGGUAUCCUGAGAAAUCCUGCCCUGCCACAUCUUAACUUCCCACUAGCCCAAUUAUGGUGAAGAAGCCAUUCUGUGGAGCCUCCCUCCUUUCCUUGGACCUUGAACUCUGCAGAAAGUGUGUAUCAGGUAAUUUCCAGGGAACUCCAUUGUCCAUGUUACAGAAACACCCUUUAAAUCUAUGUUUACUGGUAUACCUGGCACCUGACUGCUGUUGCAGUUACAUAGGCACCAGAUAAGAUGAUAGGUCCACAGUGAUACCUCCUUGCUGUUGCUGAGAAGAGAAGUAAUGCUGGAACAGAGUUCAGGGGCUCACAGGGGAUUGGGGGAUUAAUGGGGUAUUAAAGUCCCUACCAAGCUCUGUUGGUCCAAAUUUUGGAAUUGGGCUUGUGGAAAAAACAAGCUAUUCUCCAGUUUGGGGGAGAAUAUCUGAAUUUGCCAGGCCAAGUUCUGAACUGCAUGAAGAUUUAUAUGCAAAGGUUUAGAUGAUUAAACAAACAACUUUGCUUAGAAAAAGAAUGCAUUUACACAAGGAUAUUCAUCUCCCAAUAAGUGCAAAUUUAAAUGAAUGAAAUCUGAAAUAGCUCUCAGAGAUCAAAUACCACAGACAGAAUUUUCCCAUUACCCCAAGGACCUUUCAAAUGGUGGCAGGACACACUGUACAGUGGUAAUCAUCAAGUGUUGAUAAUUCAUUGAUAAAACAUCAAUAUGUGUUUCCCCCCCAGUCUAAAAUUUUACAUAAUCAAUAUUUUAUACCAUCCCAGGAGUAGAGAUAUGUCAUAAAGUACCCAAAUGUGGACAGGAACUAGACUAGUUUUUUCCAAUUGUGUUGUCUCCCAAGCAAGAAGUGAGAAAUAUAUUCUAUAGUUGGAUUAUCUAGGCUCAUAAUAGUUUAUUCUGAGGUUCUCUCCACUUCACCUAGAGCUUUUUAUCUGCAUUACCCUUGGGAAAUUUUGCUGUCUUGUUUCACAUGUCACACUUUUUUUGACUGGCAUUAACUUGCUCCAGCAGAACACAUUGUUUAAAAAAUAGCUAGCUCUUGUGCACACUGUCAUAGCUGACCUAUUUUUGUAGAAUAUAAUGGAAACAACUGUGUACAGUAAUUUAAUUCAGGAAUCCCUCCCCCCGAAAAAAUAUUCAAUAUGUGACACACUGUUAAUGUAGACUUUGCAUUUAAAUUGGCAUUCUCUUUUAAAGACCAAACAGUUAAGAGAUUUUUGCAACGUUCACUCCACGUCAUAAUAAAGAAUAAUUAAGAACCAUAUGAAGAUUAGAGCUGCACAUUUUAUGUUGUCACAUCUGGGUGCAAAUUAGUAAUUAUAUCAAUUGUUAAAACCACAAUGUGGAAAGAUUCAUUUUUUCCAAGUUAUUUUGUUUUUUCUCAUGGGAAACAAUUCAAAACUACUCUGUGAAAAUCAGACUUAUUCAGUUUUCUUUGCAAAUUCCCACCAUUUCUAAGUUCUUUGAAGUUCAGAUGCAUUUUGUGGGGAAGAGCCAAAAUGUAUUCAAUCAUAUUAUGUGCUGCAGAUGAACCUUCAUUGUGGCAUGCUAGAAUUUUUGUUUAUGUACCAUACAAUGCCUCCUAUUUAAUUAUACCCAUGACUGAAGUCUCUGAGGUCUCCAUGUGAAUGAAAAGCUGAAAGCCGUGUAUGAUGAUAGGUAUCUUUAGGGAUGUAGGAUUUAUGUGAGUAAAGUUGUAUUUAAAUAAGUAGGAGUUCUGACUGCAUUUGUACUGCAGAAUUCGGCUUCUAAAAUUUUGGCUUGCUGCAGGAUUGCAAUAAACACCUUGUGAAGCAAUUAGAUUGCACAUCAUUUUUUUAAGUAAUUGGUGGAGGACACUGAAAUAUUAGUAUUUAAAAGAGUAAAAUAAAAGCGUGUUUAAAAGAAAUGUAUGAAAAUAAAUCCUGACAGAAUCCUCAGCAAUAUAAAAUGCAUAGUUUAGUACUUAAUAGCCUGGUCCUACAUCUGCUAUCAGUGUUUUUUCCACUGGAAAUUAAGCAGCAUCCUAUGCUUAGUUCAUAGUAGUAUCAUUGUACUUAAGAGAAAAAUACAAGAAUUUGUAAACAUUUCCACUUUGGGUAAUUGUGUCAGUCGUGCUGUUAUAGCAAGAGUAGUCAGUGUUGGGUCCCCAUGAUAUUACUUAGAUAAAUAAAACAAGCACAGGGUAUUAGGUCCACUAUGUACAUAGGUUCUAAUAUGUCUUUCCAUGCAAAAUUCUAGCAUUUUCCUUCUUAGUGUAGGAGUAGCCAAAGAAUGGCAGCUUCCAGGCAAAAAAUGUCAUGUCAAAACAGUCUUUGCUUUGCUGCUUCCCCCGCUAAAUGCUGGAAUCAAGAAAACAUGGGAUGAAUAAUUGGCAGAAUCACUGUCUGUGGGAAUUGAAGGCUUGGCAGUACAGUAAUGAGAAACUGCAGCAGCACAUUCACUACCUAGGGAUUGCUGAGGGAGGGAGAACUGUGAUGGAGGACUGGGACGGCUAUGAGCAGAGGAAAGGAGCUAUGGGUAGUGGCUAUGCAAAGGGAGAUACAGUGGCAGAAGCUGUGGGGGUGUGGAAAUAGUUGAGGUAGAUGCUGUAGCAACAGAGCCUGUGGUUUUCACCUUAAUAAUACUUUAGCCUUAGGAGAACCUUUGCCUGUUAUUGUUGAGUUAGUCAUAACACUCAGAAUUAACAUAUCCAUAUAUGUGAGCUUUGGGAUCACCUGCCAAAAUUAUUAUUUAAGUCUUGGGCAAUAUAUUUUGCACCAUAAGGAACAGUCCUGUUUUAUGUUUAAAACAUCAUUCCCAAAGUCCAAUGGACUGCUUUUCCUUACAGUACCUCCCGACAGUUCAGUAAACAUAUUUUUGUGUACAUCUGACACAGAUGUAUCUCAGAUGUAUCAUUGAAAAGAUAUUGAUAUGGGAGUUAAAAAUCAUGCAAUUAAAAAACAAUUAAUGACUUAUUUUUACUAUUCUCACUGCCCACGUACACAAUGGACAAAUACCCAAGAGGAAGAAAAUUGUGUUUUCUUUUUUUUAAAGAAAACCAAUAUGAACAGAUUCAUCCAUCCCUGUGUACAAGAGUCCAAAGGAACUCUUCCACCAGAACCUCAUUUAUUUAGACACUGCCAGUGUACCCUUCUUGUUACUCUUAUGAGAGUGAACAGUUAUCCCUGGGCGGAGUUGCUUAUCAUUUCAGCCUCUUACAGGGAUACCUCUUGUAGGCUUACUGAAUUUUUUUCUGCAAGAAGGUUAAACUGGAUUCCUUUCAGCUCUCUAGGUGACUAUUCCAGAAUUGGCUGUCCAAUAAGCAAAGUAACCUCCUUUGUGUGGGAAAAAUAGGUGGUACUAUGGGUCCUACAAGCCCAAAGAGACUUACAGGGCCUUUUUCUUUUCCUCUGGUCAUAAGUUUUACUGCCCUAGGUUUCUCUCAAUGAGUUGGAAUAAUUAGUUGAGUUGUUUAGUAGAGGUCUGGUAGGUGCUGCUGUUCUCACACAGACAUUCUCCACCUGCAGCUCUCUACACUCAGAGCUUUCCAAACUGUGUGUCACGACACGAUAGUGUGUAGGCCGCAGUGUGUAAGUGUGUCGCGUGAAUGCUCCCCACGGUCCUCCUGGGGCUGGAAAGGGAUUAGUUUAACCUCCGGUUUGCUUGUAAAAUUGGAUUACUGUGCCAUGAAAUGAUGCAUGUCUGAAAAGUGUGCCACCAACAUGAAAAGUUUAGAAAGCUCUGCUCUAUGGUCUACUGUUUUAAGCUUGCAUAGAGUCAAAUGACCUGUUCAAAAAUAUGAUACAAUGUUGCCCUCAGGAAGGGUGAUUAUGUUACUUAGAAAGAGUGUUUUAGGUGCAAAUGUUGCCCACCUCCCUCAGUAAGGCUAAUAGGGAAGGCUAAGCUAGAACCAUCUCCCUAAGAAACUAGCUUUCAGCUGAUAAUAUUUUAAUGUGGGAGAGCAUUCAAAUACAGAUUCCCACCCCUACCUGCAAAAUGAAGUAGUAAAUCCGAGUAGGGCUAUACUACACAUUUCUAAACUUACCAUCCAGCUUUUCAUCUAAAAUAGUGUUUCCCAAACUUGGGUCUCCUGCUGAUUUUCGAUUACGACUCCCAUCAUCCCUAGAUAGCAAGACCAGUGGUUAGGGAUGAUGAGAAUUGUAGUCCGAAAACAGCUGGAGACCCAAGUUUGGGAAACACUGAUGUAAAAGAUGCAAAGUUCAUGUAACUUUCAGAACAGCCACAUUCCUUAAAUUGAAUGGAGAGUUCACAGAGAUAGAGAACCUUUUGCACAUUUAUGCAUGUUGUUCCAUUACUGAGCUACAAUUCUGGCCUUGCCUAUUCAGUGAUUGGCACUAUUUUAAAUAAACAUUUCAGUAAAUUUUGCUUAAACCAUAUCUUAAAGUAGGAGCUCUGUCCAUUAGUAAUAUCAUUCACAGGAGAAUAAUCAGAACAAUGUAAGAUAAUAUAGUAAUUUGGAAAUUUGUACCUAUUUAAGAAAUACAUACAGCAAAUUACCAAGAUCUGAAACUAAGCAUGCAGUUUUAUAGCAAAAUUGUGAUGUUGCAUGUGUAUUUUAUGAUUUGAAAAAGCAGUGUUAAGAGAUGCAAAAACAUUUCAAUAUUUACAUUUUUUUUUUUGUAACCCUUAACAGUUUUAUAUUGUAUUUUGGAGUGUUUUAUUUUGACUGCUAUUGAGAUGACAAUACUACCAUUAUGCAAAAAAGGAUUGGAUAAGUAUGGUGUUUUCAAAAAGAAUGUUUAUAUAAAUAGAACUAAAUAUAGAGAUUUGUGAAGAAAUUAUAAUUUGUUUCUGUACCACUGGCAAAUAAACAGACCACAGGCAAUAAUUCAGGGCCAGUGAUGAACUUAAAUUGAGAAAUAAGAAGACAAAAAUUCUCAGUUUAAACUGUACAAAAUUAAUUGCAGCAAUUCUUAUACACAACACUGGGUUUAAUAAAUACUUCUGUACACUAACUUCUCCAGUGUUAUCAGCUUUGGCAAUGCCCACCAACCGCUGUAGGCUGGGGGAGCUCUUGGAUAUAUUCCCCAUCGAAAAAGUGGCAACUAUCUGCUGGGUGAGGUGCAUACUUGUAUAUAUCUUUUAAGCUUUGUUUACUAAAUAUAAAUCAAAUAAACAUGCAAAAUCAUAUCUCCAUUGAUUUUAGGGCAAUGGAUUGUAACCCCUGUGUAAGUGAAGAGACGCUUGUAUAUGUGUUCUUAGAAGUAAGCCCCGCCCUAAGUAAAUUAAAAAAUGUUACACAUUAAUACCUGAUUUUGAAUACUGGAAUUCAAUUUUAUUUAUAAAUUAACAUAAAUCAAUGUCUUUUGAUGAACUGUAAUCUUGCUGGCAUGAUCAAUUUUGCUGAUUAGCUACAAAGUGGAUGAAAUAAAGUCGUAAUUUAGGCAGCCCAUAUUGUUGUUGUUUAGUCGUUUAGUCGUGUCCGACUCUUCGUGACCCCAUGGACCAGAGCACGCCAGGCACUCCUGUCUUCAGCCCAUAUUAGAAAAAAUAUUAUUCCUUUUCGUGUUCAUAUUAGAAACACUGAUGACUUUCAUGAAAGCAUUAAAGUGUUUUCUGGAAAAUACAUGAAACAAAGUGAGUGCAUUCAAAUUAACUCUGAAAACUGAUUUUAAAAGGAUUCAAGAGGACUGUCAUGCACACUUUGCCUUCUCCAUCAAAGUAGUUCUUGAAGAGAUGGGUUAGUUUAGAGUCUCGGUAAGGGACCAUCUUAUUGGUCCCAUAAGUUUAAUGCUCCCACAGAGCUUCAAUACAGGUCCUCAGCAUCAUUAGGGUCUGAUUAAUAUUCCAUGCUUCCCGUAGUCUGUUCCCUUCCGCUUUGGUUCUGUUUGUUUUCCCACUCCCUGCUAAGUUAACCAAAUAUAACUGGCUCAAGGUUAUCAGCUCUCUGUCCUGUAGAACAUUAUCCCCACUGGCAUCAAGUGGCGCCUGCGGGCCAGAUUGAUCAGGAACACACUAUGGGAACAGCUGGAUUCAUGAUUGAGUUGAGUGUUUGCAAUGUGCCUCUUCUUUUGCCCUUUCCAGAAGUCUUCAAAAGCUUCCUCUGUGGAUUUGACUCCAACCUCCAUGCAUCCUGCAAUGUACAUGUUAAGGUUCUGAUCCUUGUGGAAAAUUUGGAACUGGGAAAGUUUUGGUUUGAUGGGGUCGAAGGGGCCUUCAUCCAAAAAGUCAUAGAUGUAGUUGUUAUAGAUCUCAAUGUUGGAGACAAACACACUGUAAACAUUAUUUUCAUCAACUUCUUCUACUUUGCAGUUGUCUUGGACAUUGAUCAUAUCAGUUAUUUCAGGGUCAAUUUGCCACCAGUUGCUAGAUGGAGUUUUUGGAGUCUGAAAAGCUUCUAGUUUCUGAUGUUCAAGUAAAGCAUCAACAUCACACUGCACCUCAAUCCCAUUCUUAUCAUCCAGCUUGAACACAUAUUGUUUGGCCUGCAGCGAUCCUAUACUGUUGAAGAUCAUGUCUAAGCAGCAAGGAAGCAGGCCACCCCCACCAGGAGAACCAGUCAUGGUGUGAGUUUUCCCACUUCCAGUGACACCGUAUGUAAAAGGGAGACCAUUUCCCCCAUGAAUCAGAUCAUCCGCUAGAGGUUUAGCAACGUCAAACACAUGUCUCUGAGACCCGCCAACAUUAAAAACCUCUUUGAAUGAAUAUUGAACUUCCUUAUACAUACUCCCCAUUGCAGAAUAUUCGGUAUCCAUCUGGUGGGUGAACCUUGACUGUUGUAGUAUUGAUUACUUUUAUGCAGCAUUCUUGGUCUGGCACACUGACUGGGUGCAGCCUGCAGUAUACCCCAAUAAGGUCCUUCAGACUUCCUGUAUCCAUUUUUCUGCCCAGGCUUCCUUGAGGUUUUGGUUUUUGCGGCCUCCUUCAUCCUGCCGAGGCCACCCCACUUGUCUUUCCUUGCUGUCCUCUUGGUGAAGGUUCGAUUUGAACGUUCUCUCCCUACUCUGGCUUUCCUGAGAUCGUAGAAAUCUUUCAGAUCAUGUGUGUGAUUCAAGACGAGUUGUUUUUAAAGUAGUUAAAAUAUAGCAGCCUGAGUCAAGAUGCUUAUACUGUCAGAGUGAAAGAAGUGCAAGAAAGGAUAUUCCCACCUUGAGUUGUGAGCUGGCUUUAGCAUGAAGAUCCUGGCCUGUAUCAAGCCCAGGUUCCUCAUUACAUCUUAACUGGGGAGCUAAUGUCAAGUCAACAAACCAGGAAAAUGAAAUAAGAUCAUAUUCGGAUUUAUGAAACUUCAAACAAUCAUCCAAACCAGGCUGCUGUGUUUGUUUGUUUUUUUAAUUUUACCCUCAUGUGUGCUGGUAACACCUCCCCUCCCUCAAUCAGUGGGUCUGCACAGGUGUAACUAAAGCUUGAUUUUGGACUGUGUUCUCUCUGCGAAAAUCUCAUACUUAAUCCUCUGUAAUCUAAAUCUUUGCUAAAAAUAGAUUUUGGAGGAAUAGAGUAGUGGUUGCUUCUACAUGCAGAUGACAGGAAAUGGCAUUAUCUGCUAAGAUGGCUGAUAUGGUGAUUAGUUUUAGCAUUAGCAUAAGUUUAAAGGAUUCCUUCCAAAAUUUGUAUGAGAAUAUACAGUUUGGCAGAAACUCUUGGCCUACAAAAAUAAGUCUCGUUUCUUAGGGAAAGUGACAUCACAUACAACAAAAUUUAUGUGCAAGGACAUGUUCACUUUUGCUUCUAACAGGUAUGUUACAAAAGGCCUAUUUUAACAGAAAGCGUCUGCUGAAGGUGAAGCGGAAUGUUUUUUGGCCAGGUGCAACUAGGUGGCUUAUACUCCUUUAACCGAUCUCAGCAGAUUCAAGGCCAGCAGGAAAAGCUGUCAUGGAAACUUCACUUGCAGCUGUAGGCUAUUUGCCUUUUUUUUUUUUUGCAUUAUUUAUCAUUUUAUUUGUAUGCUGCCCUUCCAUAGUUAAAACCAUGCACAAGGUGGUUUACAACAUGAACAAAAUUGCAUAAUUACAAACAUAACAAAAGUUGUCAUAAAAAUAAAUAAAACAUCAAAAUGAUUUCCACAUAAGAUCUAGGAUAAAGAUACAAAAAAUAAUUUAAAUAACUGCAACAAUGCCCUCCUCCCAACCAAACCCUCUAAACAGUACCCCACUUUAAUGGAUUUUAGAAGCAAAUACAAAGCCUUAAGAAAGCUAAAUUGUGUGAUAUAAUAUUUAGUGACCUGGCUGCUCUUUAGUGAUGUGGAUUUUCUGGAAAAAAAUGAACUGGAACAUUUUCUCAGGGGAAAGCCUCAUAUUAGACUGAUUUGCCUAUGGAAAUUUGUAUCAGAUUUUUUUUUAAAAAAAAUUUUUGCAGUGGAAAAUGUUGUGAUGUCCUAGGGAAUGAUCUAAUUUACCAUGUUUAUUUAGUAAAUUAAACUAAGGAAAUACCCCAUAUUAAUUUAUUGUUCCAAUACAGCUCAAAUGUAAGGACAGUGACCUGGAUUCAGUUAACCUAUUGUGCUAGCAGAAACCAGCACAAAGGCUUCUGCUAGUGCAAUGGGGCUUUCCCCCCAUGUGCCCCUGCACUUCCUUCAAAUCUGCUCUGCUUCUUUGAAAUAUCUUUUUAAAAAUGCAAAUUUGGAAGUGAGGAUUCUGUAUCCUGAAGCAGGCUUCCAAACAUGGAUUCUAUCUCUGCACUGAGAAUUACAUAUGUAGGGAGAGCAUUGGGUGUGCACUGCAUGACAGUUACACACUCACAGGCAAAUACAGUGGUACCUUGGGUUAAGUACUUAAUUCGUUCCGGAGGUCCGUUCUUAACCUGAAACUGUUCUUAACCUGAAGCACCACUUUAGCUAAUGGGGCCUCCCACUGCCGCCACGCCGCCGGAGCACUAUUUCUGUUCUCAUCCUGAAACAAAGUUCUUAACCCAAGGUACUAUUUCUGGGUUAGCAGAGUCUGUAACCUGAAGCGUCUGUAACCUGAAGUGUAUGUAACCCGAGGUACCACUGUAGUCCACGAUGGCUAUACUUUGCAUGACAGCCAUAGGCAAUAUACUUGGAAAUACUUGUAGCUGGAAAGCACAAGAGGGGAGAGUGUUCUUAUGCUCAGGUCCUGCUUUCAGGCUUCCCAUGUGCAUCUGCUUGACCACUGUGAGACUAGGAUGUGGGACUAUAUUGCCCACUGACCUAAUCCGGCAGGGCUAUUCUUACGUUCAUAUUAAUUUCUCAGCAAAGAGAAACCAUAGUGCUUAGCUAAGCUACCAUAAAUUACUGUCAUAAAUAGUACCUAAUGUGCAUGGUGGAUUAAGUGACCCCUAUCAAUUAAAUGUAUAUAGUUGCAUUCCUGAGAGUUACAGUAAUCAGCAAAUAUAUUCUUAGUGCUUAGUGCAAGUAGAAGUAGUUGGGUAGAACCGUUUCAGGGAUGAAACUAAAAUGUUACAGAACUUCCAUUAUACUAUAGCUCUUCCCUUCUGGGACCUAUUUCUGCCUCCUGCCUUUGCUUACAUGAGAUAAGUGGAACAGAGCAGUGGAUUAUCCAAUACCUUCUUCUAAAUGCAUCUGAGGGAAGGAAGAUAAUUAUUUAGGAGGUAACAGCAUCACAGCAAGAUAUUAUUGCUCCACAUUUCAGGCAUAAUCGAUGGGGAAUGGUAUUUUGUGCAGCUCCCAUUUAUUUUAGAAGUCUUUGCGCAAGACAAUUUCCCCAUGAUUGUGCCCUUCAUCUCAUUUAGCAAUUUGCUUCGGCCUAUGAGUUCACAGUGGGACGCGGGUGGCACUGUGGGUUAAACCACUGAGCCUCUUGGGCUUGCUAAUCAGAAGGUCGGCAGUUUGAAUCCUUCAACAGGGUGAGCUCCUGUUGCUCGGUCCCUGCUCCUGCCAACCUAGCAGUUUGAAAGCACACCAGUACAAGUAGAUAAAUAGGUACUGCUGCAGUGGGAAGGUAAACGGCGUUUCCGUGCACUUCUCUGGUUCGUCAGAAGCGGCUUAGUCAUGUUGACCACAUGACCUGGAAGCUGUACGCCGGCUCCCUUGGCCAGUAAAGUGAGAUGAGUGCCGCAACCCCAGAGUUAUCUGUGGCUGGACCUAAAGAUCAGGGGUCCCUUUACCUUUAUGAGUUCACAAGUAGCCUCUGUAUUUUAGCCUCAGCUCUCUGAGGCUACACCUAUUUUUAACAGGGCUCUUCUGAGGACUAUUAUCAAAAGAUAGGACAUGUAGUGCUAGUACUAUAUAAUCAUUGUCAUAAUAAUCACUAGCCCUCAAGUAAUUAGCAAAAAUUGUCUAGUCAUGAGGAAAUGCUGCAAACUACCCCCAGAAUCAAACACAUAGUUCAACCAGCUUUGGCGGAAUUGCAGUCUCUCAUCCCCACAUUUCUAUUGCAGCCCUGACUUUGUGAAUAUCUAAAUGUAGAAGCUCUUUAGUUAUGUGACUUUCUCUCUUCCUUAGGAAGCCCAAACACAGAAUUAUUCAAAAAAAGUGUAGAAAGGCCGUGGCGGGGGGGGGGGGGACGGGACACACGGGACCAGUUACACUUUCAUGAGCUAGACACUUAUAGAUCUGCCUCCUAGCACUGCUUUAUCCUGUCCUUGAUUGGGUGCUUUGUUUUCUGCACAUUUUGUUGCAUUGUUUUAUUGAAUAGUUUCCACAGUUAUUUUAUUAAUUUAAUCUUAUGCACUUAUAUAUUUGUUAGCUGCUUCCAUGGAGUAGGAAAUCUACAUUUUAAAUGUUAGAAGUAAAUUAGAAAUAAUAAUAAUCAAUGCAUUCUGAUUUGUUCACUUGGUUCCACUGCUAAGUGUUUAGUUUACAUUAAUGCCCUCAUGUAAAAUAAUAAAAUGUGAAAUAAGAUUUGGAGUUCAAAGUGCUUGAGCCUGCUUCCCUUUAACCACCACCUUAUUUUUUAUUUAUAGACUGGCCUUAUUGUUGCCUGUUACCAAGGGUUUGUGGAUAUUGUAAUAGCGUUAGCACAAUGCCCUCACAUUGAUGUAAACUGGCAGGACAAUGAAGGAAACACAGCUCUAAUUACAGCGGCCCAGGCAGGUAAGGAGGUUUGGUCCUCAUUUCAUUUUUUUUGUCCAACAGUUCAUGAUUGUAAAUGCUUAUUUAUUGUGAUUGCAUUGAGCAAACAAAUGCCAGGUUUCCCCCCCAAUGUGAGUCUUUAGGCUAGCCCAGCAAGUAUUGCUGCUCUGUCCUCUUCCGUACAUUUCAGAGAAGCUUGUCCCUUUUAAUGCAGCUCAGCACUAUAAUUAGUGACACUAUUAUUAAUUUAAUGCACACCAGGCUCUGCUUACUAGAUUAAAUCUUCUGGAAGUGAUUAAUACUUUUCAUGGGGAGAAGAUGAUGUACUCUCUAUUACUUCUAUUACUGCAUACCAUUAAAGCUACCAUAUUAGUGAAAAAAAGUGUCCACUUUUAUUUCUGACCAAGUAGUAAUAAUAUAACAAAUGGGAGCUACAACAAAGUGUUGCAGUGUAUCCAUCCUCCUAAUACUCUUGUUAAGGAAGUUAUUCCAUUAAAGAAGGGUAUUCAACUUUGUUUUCUAUUUCUCUUUUCUUGGUUUUCUAUUUUUCUUUUCUAACCCCAAGCAGUUCUCUGAACCCUGAUCAUACUUUUUCCAUUGCUGUGCUGACAAAAAAAGAAUUUAAAAUUGGCAUUCAGACAAAUAUACAGAAGAGUCUAAGGCAACUGUGCUGCUGCAGCCUUAGAAAAAGAAGAAGUAAUGAGAGCAUAGCAACACUUGGGCUGCAGAUAAGCCUAUCAGUGAAAACGUUUGAUGAGCACAAAAGGGUGCCUAGCACAGCUUCCCUGCUCUGAACCCUCUCUCUCUUCAGCCCCCCAAGAUCAUGUUAUGUCCUGCAUACAAAAGCUUUCCUAUUCAAUUCAGCGAAAGAGUGCAACAAAUAUUAGGUUGAGCACAGAUGCUUUAAAAUAUUAUUUUGUAAUAAAAACCAGGAAUGUAAUCAUGUUCAAUUCAUCAUACUGUGCAAUACAGAAUUGGCAAAAUAAUGAAGCAUGAAGCUUUGAAAUGAUAAAUUCUGGGAAAAUUCAUUUUAGUUAUAUUAUUUAAGAGGUCCUUAGAAUUAUAAACUAAAUAUAGUUUGUGCUAAAAUUAUUAAAUUAAUGACAACAGAUUCUAAUUAUUGACAACCUAUAGACAGUGUAAUGAAAAAUGUGUUAUGUUGAAUUUAAUAAAUAUUUGGUGAAAUGCAAGCAUGGCAGUUACUUCCCUCUUGGGAAUCACUGAAUGCUGUUGUAAAAAAAUAUUAGAGCUGAUACAGAAUAAUGAUUCAUAAUUAUUUUCUGGAAUCCCAUUACCAGAACAUGUGUGUUUUAACUAAGCUGUAUUCAUUUUAAAAAAUGAAAUGAAAAACUCUUACCUUAUCUGAUAAUUGUUUUGUUUCAUUUUAAAUGCACUGUGUGGCUAUAAUUUUUUACUACAAAAAUAUUUGUGUGUUUUCACAGCUGCCUUUAUAGAAAACCAAUGCCUGAUACGGCUUUUUAACAAGAGUUAGGUGGUCUCAGAUAUUGUAUAACCUGCUUUGGGUUGUGUCCACCCAGGAUAUAUAUCUGUCCUGUUAACGGAUUAGAUUUAAGGCUGCUCUUUUCUGACCUUUAUAUUUAAUUAUAAUGAGCUCAGUAUUAAUCCAGAGUGUUGACAUUGGCUUGAUACUGUCUGCCAGUAUCUGAUACUGCUCCCUAAAGAAAACGAGGCUAAGUAGACCACAGGAUAUAUAAGAAGUUUCCUAUAAUUGUAUGGAGUUAUUUUCCUCUUUUCUAAAGCUGAAUGACAUUGGCCUUGAUCACAUAUUACUGAGUAAGCUGGGGCUAGGUCUGCAUGCAUGAUCCAGUCCACCAAGCCUUCCAGAGUCACCUGCCAGCCCCCAAUCCAAUUUACUAGGAUUGUUCCUUGGGGGGGGGGGACCCACCCACCAAAGCACGGAGAGUCAAGCAAAGACUGUGGUAGUGUGGUAAUCCUUCCUAAGUGGCUAGCCAGCCCCCAAUUCAAUUAACCACCAGUAAAUUUGGGGCAAAACUAAACAAACAAAUCAAAGCCCCUCAACCAGACAGAGUUCCAUCCCACCCUGUGGUAACAGCCCUAACUCCUGUGUGGAUCCAGAAAUGGCUACAUAUUACACACGGUCCUCCACAGCCAUUGUCCCUGAACGUGCUCCAAGCAUGACUGGUGAGAGGGAGGAUGUUCAUGGACUUGCUAAGACAUGUCGGUGCCACCUUGAAGCAAGGUUGGGUUUUUUUGUUUUUUAAGGACUUCCUGCCUUUUCAGGGUUGUUGCUGGGGAAGGUUGGUGCUGCUUCUUGCCAGGCGUGGCUGUCUCUGGUUUGCAGAAGAACAAAAGCAGAAAGGAUGCUUUCUGUCUGCUUAAUAUUUGGGGUGAAGUGAUUGUUGUGGCUAAUCAGUGGUGAGAGGAUCUGGAAAGGGACCCCCGAGAGAAAAGGCAGUGAGAGUGUGUGUAAAAGACAGGAAAUAGAGAGACAGGCAAAGAGUGGAGAGAAAGAGAAGUGGAGAUGGGUGUGUGUUACAGAUGUUUCUCUGUAAGGGAAGGGAAGUCUGCAAAGAAGGGACUGGGACUGGGUUCUCGAGAAGCCAUGCCCACUUUAGAAAUGUGGCCUCUGACAGCUUUCCAUUCAGGUAAGAUUGCCCUUGGCUGAAAAAAGCUUUCCCAUCCCUGCAGUCAGCCACAGUUGAGAGUUCUCACCAUCUUUGUUGUUUGGUUCUAGAAACAAACUAUGAUCCCUAGCUUAACUGGGGAUCAUAGUUUGUUUUGUUCAAAUUAGCAAUGACCAGGAAGCCAAGAACAUCCCUUGGCUUCAUAUUGUGGUUCGUUUCUCCCAUGUGGGAAAGUGGGAAAGAUUGGCGCAUUCACAGUAAACCUUUUUUUCAGUCAUGAUCUUGUUGCACUGUAGAGUUUACUACUGGCAGAAUUGGAGCUAUGUUUUCACAAUUGCCAAAGUCCUAUUAUUAAUUAAUAGACAUAUAUUUGAAACAGCCUUAUAAAGAAUUUAUGCAUUUUAAUUAAAGUUGCAUUUAUUUAUAGAUUUUUAAGAGCUGAUUCUUUUUCAACAUACCACUUUAAAAUUUGAGGGUGGCCUGUCAUUUCUUCUAUUCCAUUUCCAUGUCAAAUUGAUUGCUUCCCCCCUCUACCAGAAUCCUAACAUUGCUAUUUUCUGUUGACUUCAUUCUGCAUCUCUGGUCUUAAUACCACUGUUAAACUGUCUUGAAAACAGCACACAGUUACACAUCCCUAGCACACAUAAUUUCAGACUUACUGUUACCACCUGAAAUUAUAACUUAAAAAAGAAGAAGCUCCUGAACAGGCACCUAGAACACAUUUGAAUCCAAUAUUGAUGAAAGGAACACUUCAGCUGAGUCCACGUCCAGAUCUGGCCUCCUACUUUUUCUCUGUUAACCAGCUACGGUUGCAUAGGAGAGCCAUCCCUCUAUCCUAUAGUUACUGUGCUCAAUUCUCUCUUGCCCUUUUUCCAGAUAGCUACAUUUGUUGGCAGCUUUCAGGAGUCUGCAACUGCUCCCACAACUGAAAGAGCACUAAGCAGUUGUAAGUUUAAGCUUUUUCAUGGAGUAUUAACAUUCUGAAUUAAUUGUGCAUUGUAUUGGCAAUCUUUUUCCCCAGCACAGAUAGCUUAUGUUAAAAGAGUUCAUACAAGUAGAAAUUCUUAUUAGCAUCUUGCAUUUCUCCUGCUGCUUCAACUGUGAGCAUAUAUAAAGAUUAUGUUUUCUAUAAGAGCUUUUAAAUGGAGUUAACUGAUUAGCAACUGCACCUGAAACUGAAAGUCUGAAUAGUGCAACCAUUUGUGUCUGAAUUCAGACUAAAGAACAAAUCUUUUUUUAAAAAAGGUUACCAGGGCUGUAUUCAAAGUAGUGUUAAGCAGGUUGUUUUGUCAGUGCAAGGAUUUAUCCUUGUGCAACAGAAGAAAAACCUCUUCCUCUGGGCCCCCAAAUUUGUUCUGGGUGUUUCCCCAACCCUCUGGAACAGCUUUGGGUAUGGCAUGGAGUAUGCAUGAGGGGUGGAGAAAAGGAGGGAAAUCCCAUUGCACCAGCUCUAAUCCUAUUUAUAGCACAGCUGUUUAGCUCAAUACUACCCAAAGUGAAAUAUUGAGCUGGAGGACUGAGACUGCAUAUGAAUGACAUUUUAUUUUAGAAUCAGUGAGAGUCUGAGUACUUCCUUUUUUCUUUGUAGUCCACACACAAUCUAGAUCUAAUGCAUAUUUUUGCUCCUGAAAAGUGCAUUUUGAAAAAUUGGUUGGUUCAUUCCAAAAUAAAAAUUCAUUGCAGAUUGAUUCUGCAUUUUCCCACAGUGUGUCCAUUUGAAAACAGAUGAAGGUGGUUCCAGCAAUGGGGGAGUGUAUCCACACCUCCCCUUCUUCAUUCACCCAGGGCAUAUGCAGGGAGGAAAAGGCAUUGAUAACCUAAUCAAUGGAGGUUUUUCAAAUGGUUAUCCGAUAACCACACCCACCUAUCCUUCUGGAUGGCAGGAUUUAGAGUCAAUCAAGAUUGAAAGCAGCAUGCUGAGGACGACCAUGAACAAUUCCAGAGUGACAAAAGUAUGCUUUGGUACUACAAAGGGAUUGGUGUGUACACAGCCAGAGCCUUAUGUCCUUAGUGCACAUGUAUUAAUUGCACUGUGGUGGCCAAAAUGGUGGCCUUCAGAUGUUGGACUACGGCUUCCAUAAUCCCUGGCCAAUGGCCAUGUUGGCUGGGACUGGUGGGAGCCGGGAGCCCAAAAACAUCUGGAGGGCACGGUGAUCUAAACCCCCAAAUUCUAAUGUUGAAGCAUGUACUAUGAAAAUGCUGCUACUAACUUUUACUCAGUUUUACUCAAAAAUAGUGAGGCCUUUUCUGUUAGUUAGAGAUUCUAUUUCUAACAAUUCUGUAAGGGCUGCCACCCAUUUUGCAGGUGGCAAAGUAAGGCUGAGAGUCUGCUGAGGCAUGCUUUUUCAAUUUUUUUGGCAUGAUUUUUCUUUUAUUACCAUGAGGAAAUUAGCACAGGUCUCAGUUCAGGUAAACAGAAGCUUAAGCAGUUAGGGGCACGUUCAGAAUGUCAUCAAUACUGGGCACCUCAGUAAUGAAAUAGUUUUAAUGCAGUUGUGAACAGUUAUUAUCAGAAGCCCUUUACCUGAGAAAUAGGAGGGAAAGGAUACAUUGAAAGGAAAAUCUAGAUUCAUUUUAUAGAAAUGAAGUUAUUUUCCACGGAUUGCAGUAGGACUUUGCGCUUAAUGCAGCCCUUUGAAAGGAUAUUAUUUGUAAGGAUUAGGUGCCUGGUUUCUGCAGAAACAUUUUGGCUGCUUUUCCAUUUCUAGUGACUCAUUGGUGCUCAGAGAGCACCAGUGAUAUAAAUUAGUAAUGAUGGAAAAGCAGUUUCCAAAGUGGUUGUUUGAAUCUGCUCUACGGAGUUUUGUGGAGUUGGGCAUGCCUAUUUCUUGAUUUUUGUACUUUAAAUUACCUAGAAAGUCUAGGAGUGUUCUGAAGUUAUGUAGGCCUAAGAGUGUUUGGGGUUGGGUGAUCAGACAACAGUAAGGAUCUCCAGCAGAGCCCAUUGCUGAUCAAUUCAAAAGGACAUGAGCACAUGAUAAGGAUGGGAAAAUAUCCGAAGUUCAAAUCAGAAACGUCCCUAAGAACAAGGCAAGUAGAGACACUCCAAAUGAAUGCCUGACAUUUUCACUUCUUUCAUAAUUUUGCAUUAUUGUACCCUGUCGCUAUCUAGGUAGAAGGACUCUAAAAAAGGGCUCCAGUUAGGAAAGAGGCAACCAAAGAGCACAGCUGUCCAUAAAAUACCUGAGUGUAAUUAAAGCUGCUUAAAUAGAUAAACAUGCAGCUCUCCUCCUUCUAGAAUAUGUAGAUUUGUUUGGGUGCCAUGAAGCCACUGAUCAUUAAAACUGUACCAGAUGUUCUGCUAUGGAUUUUGUUUAAUUGCUUGUAUGAAACUUCUUCAUAAACAUUCUUGGAUAAAUUUAACUGACUGACAUGUAUUGCAGAAUAUUUAACUGGACUGCAAAAUAAGACGAGGGAACUUUUUUUAUACAGCUUACAGUAAUUAAGUUGUUGUUGUUGCAGCUGGCUGACAGACUACAUUAUUACACAAACCAUCAAACCAUCAUACAACAAAUGACAAGUGGGGGGAAAUGUUCUGAAUGAGCAAUAAUGGCACUAGAUGUUUGUCUUGUUCUGUCAGUCCAAUUACAAGGGCUUGAUGGUUUAAUUGGUCUUCAGACUGUUAGCUCCCUAGCGUCUAUAAUUUUAGCCUGUGAUAGAUUUUUACCACUCUACAUAUUUCAGUGAUACUGGCAAAGCAGGCAAACCUUCUGCUGGAGAUUAUGCCUGAUAUGGUCUGCUAAAAGCAUUUCUAAGAAUAUAUAUACUGUGUCUGUCUGUCUAUCUAUCUAUCUAUCUAUCUACUCAGUCAUUUUAGUUCAUAAUCUGCCCUGUUGCUAGUUCCGGAUAGUAGAAGCUUAAUGACCAGGGUUUUACAGCAGAGUUGGGAAACUGAACCCUCCUAUGGCUGGCAAGGCAACAACAGAUCUUUAAACUAUUAUUUCCGCUUACCAUAGACUCUCACAAAUUACCAUUAAUGUAAUCAUAUUUAUAACUCUCAAGCAUUCUGUGUAGGCCUGCCACGGGUGAUUAUUUGGAAAUUGCCUGUGAUGGCAAUGAGUGGCUAGGAGGAAACUGGAUUCAUUAUCCAGUGUUUCAAUUAGCUUCCUAUAGCUUUCCAGGCAUAACUCAAAGGUACUGCUUUAAUCUAUUUGGCACUAAAUUGUAUGAACACUACGUCCUAGAACCCACCUUCUGCCAUGAUUAGCUUAAAUUAUCCUUCUGAGCAGGGAUAGGGAAUAUGGAUAAUAGACCACAUCAACUUUCCAUUAAAUUUCGAUUAAUAUACUGCAAACAAAAUUUUGUAUAUCUUUCAUUUCUAAGGAAAAGAAGUAACUGAUCUGUAUGUGUAUUUGCCAACCAUUGAGAGAGACAUAUUCAGGGAGCACCAGUGACUGUGUGGGAAGGAGAGGGUGAAACCCAUUUUGUUAACUUCCUUAUCUUAGGAUUGAACCAAGCCAUAGCAUUUUAUAGUUCUCAGUAGUGGCACCUGCCCUGUGGAAUACCCUCCCAUCAGAUGUCAAGGCAAUAAGCAACUAUUUUACUUUUAAAAGACAUCUGAAGGCAACCUUGUUUAGGGAAGUUUUUAAUGUUUAAUGCUGUAUUGUGUUUUUAAUAUUCAGUUGGGAGCCGCCCAGAGUGGCUGGGGAAACCCAGCCAGAUGGGCGAGGUAUAAAUAAUAAAUUUGAUGAUGAUGAUGAUAGCUUAGUGGUUAUUUGACUCUGAGGAGUGUGUGUGAUCUGUCCUGAAGCUUCAGAAUAUGAGAGUUAAAAUAAAACAAGUAGAAUUCACAGUGGUUUGAAAAUAAUACACUUUUGUAUUGAUAUUUUUUAUUCUUUUUUUUGUAGGACAUAUUACUAUUACACAGUAUUUAUUAAACUAUUAUCCUGGCCUUGAUAUUGAGAAAAGGAAUGUCUUUGGAUUUACUGCACUCAUGAAGUCUGCAAUGCAAGGCCGAAGUGAAUGCAUCAGAGCUUUAAUGUUGGCAGGUAUAGAAAAAUCCUCUGCUUCAUUAUCCUCAUUCCCUUGAACUACUGUAAAGACUACUUCUAAAUGAAGGACUGCAGUUCUUGAUAUUUACUCUCUUGGCAGCCCUGCCUACUCUAAUUACAGACUGGACAAAGAAAGAGAGAGGGAGAGAGAAAUUCAAAACCAUUGUUGCUUAUUGUUGUUUUCCACCACUGAAUUUUCUACAAAUGGAUCUCAUUAAGGAAACUAAAUUCAUUAAUUUAUUUAUAAACAUGAAUAUUCUACCAUAUUUUGCAAAACCAGUACCAAACACAAUCUAGGGCAGCUGAAAUUUCCUUUCAGUGCCUACAGGGUUUACAUACUCAGUUUAAAUGGAAGGCAUAACCCAGUGAACUUGUACUAACCCUUGCAAAAAUAAGUUUGCAUAGUGCAGAACUUUCAUAAAACACAAUAGGAAAAGCAGACAAAGCAGCUGAAUUAAAAGCAAAGAGUAACAAUUGGAAUACUAAAAUUAUAUUAAAAGCACCCUGAAAUAGAAAAAAAGAAAAGUCUCCAGCAAUCAGCUGAAGCUUAAAAAAGAAGAGCCCUGGCAUGUCUCUACAGAGAAGGCAUUUCACAGUUGUGGUUCCACCACUAAAAAGACUGUCUUGAGUGCCCAUCUUCUGAUGUUACAUAAGGAUGGAGCAGAGCCUCUGAAGUUGACUUUAACUGGCAGCAGGCUUGCUUGCUUAUUUUUUUAAAUUUCUAUAUCACUCUUCCAACUGGGGGCUGAGGGGGGGCAUACAACAUAAUUAAGACAGUGUUACUAAAUAUCUGCAAUAACAAUAGAAAACUAAAAACACACCUCUUGAAAUUUUACAAUUUUUAUUCACAGGGUUAUUUCAGUAGUUCAUGGAGACCAGAGUGUUUUUUGUGUAUUUCAGGUUAUCAGGAAACGGGUUAAUAGCAAAGUGAUGUGGAGAUGGGCUAUUACUUCUGCUCAUUUUAGGGAAGCUAUCAGGAUGGCAGCUACUGGCCAGACAUUAUAUUUAGAAAUAAUUCAUGGAUUAAGGACUGCUCAGCAAUUGCAAGAAAUAAUGGAGCUUGUAGAGUGCUAAAGAGGAUGAAACAUGGAUUUAUUGCCAAAAGGCUCAGGAGAAACAGAGCUAAGCUAUUGCAGCCUUAUUUUGAGAGAGUAUCCCUAAGCCAGGGCAAACCAUAGUGAUUACUCAUUGCUUUUAGCAAAUAUUACAGAACAGGAAUUCACACGAGAUACAAAUAUGUUCUUCUGUUCAAAUACCUGAAGGCUCCCAUUUGUUAAAUAUGGUUUAACAUAUGGUAAAAUGGUAAGAUACACAAUUUCAACCCAUCUAAAGGCAAUUGCACAAAUAUUCUCAGCUGUAAAUUUCUCCUAUGCUAGUUAGGUUGCUGUGGACUCCCGCAGUUGUUUGAAAUAUUUGUAAAACUUGAGCCUAACCCCACUUUUCUUGGGAGUCAGCCCCAUUCAUUCAAUAAGAUUUACUUCUGAGUAGGCUGUUACGUGACCAAUUUACUCAUACUGAAAUGAGUCGAAAAAUGAAGCUAUGAAACAUCUAUGUUAAUAUUGCCAUUUUAAAAAAGAAGGGCUCAAAAGUCCCUACAAACUUGGAGUUUUCUGAUGUUUUUGCUGGAAACCUCAGCUCAGAUACUUCAAGCAUAUUUCAUUUGCAGAUAAUAUUGCAAUAUGUGUAGCUGUAUUAAUUUAAUGGAAUAUUAAUAUUCCAAACUGACUGGGAUGUCCAGGUUACUUAUUCUGAAAAAACCCCCGUUUGUAAUAUUAGAUUUCUCUCUGGAAAAUCAGGUCUAAGUGGAGAUGGACACGUUUCUUACAAGCUGAUUUUCAGACUCAAUGUAAUUCAGAAUGAUUGAUAGAAUGCCAUGACACUUGGAAGGAGGACUUGAAUAUUCAUGUGUGACCCAGGUAGCAAAGUACCUAACCUCAUUUAUGUUCGUGUGGGAUUAGUUUUAAAGAAGUCACUGCAAUACUUCAGUAGUGUUUAAAGCAAAUCUUGUGUCCCAGAUAGAUUUCCUGAGAAAGAACAUACAGCAAAAAUUUGACAAGCUAUUAGAGAAGACUUAUUUGUGGUUACUGUGCAGAUAAUCUUCAGUAUUUUCUAUCUACAGCUUUACUGGUAAAAUUUCCCCAUUUAGGCAGAGAGGAUGCUGGAGUCAAGAGCUGAGAAUACCAUAUUCCGUUCAUUUCUUUUCUUAGUCCUACGACAACAAUAACACAGAAAACAUUAUCUGAGCUCUGUAUUUUUUCUACUAUUCAUUCCAUUAGUAUUAUUUAUUACUUGAUUAAAUCUUUGUGUUCCGUGGGAUAAAUGUUCAUAUUAUCUUCAGAGUCUCUUUCAGUGAUGGUACCAGCACACACUCCAAGGUAUUCUGCAGUCACCCAUCUGUGCGAUUGGAGAGAGAUCAAACAGGAAAGACAAGUUGCUUACCAGUAAAUUGUGUUAUUUGAUUGGUCAUCUGUGCAGUCACAGCUCAUGUAGUUUCUUCACUGCUGGUGCCGUCAGUUUGUUGAAAUCAUCAUGGCAAGGCUGAAGGAACUGAACAGGAGGCAACUGCCUCACCUGUUUCAGGCCAACCCUUCUCCCUGAAAGGAGGGGACAGAAAUACUAACCCCCUGACUAACAUAUUAUAAACACCUGAAAAUGUUUUACACUCAAGUGUGACUGCACAGAUGGCCACCAUUACAGGUAAACAGUCUAAUUUUGGUGCACUUGAUCCUGAAAUACAAUCUUAAGAACAGCUGGGAAUGUACACACAUGGAGUAGCAAAACUUCAAUGCCUAGAGCAGGAAAAGCAGUCAACUACUUUGAGUUUCCCUGAGAUAAAACAGCAGAAAAUUACAUGAGGAGGAAUACAUAAAGCCAUUUUUUGUUGUUAAAUAAAUAUAAAACAAAAACACAGCCAACAUUUUUUAUUUAGCAGAAUAUAGAGUAGUGUGCCUUAGUAUUUGCCAGUAUAACGGUAGAGAUAAGGAGGGGUCAGCGAACCACAUCUUCCUAUCACCUUUCCUCCUUUUCCUGUCUGGCAUUGGAUGGUUUCAGAUAGAUAUACCUUUCACUGACUUUUAUUCUGGUCAGAUGUAAUCUCAAAUUAACCUCUUAACCAUUCAUGAGAUUAGCCUAAAUCCACAGAUUUGGGUUUCUGGCUGUGCCAUCUGGUGUGCUGGAAUUGUCAGCAAACACUAUUCACAUCUCUUCCAUUUGUCCUUUCAAUAGCUUUUGUUUGUUUUUUACUGGUACUUUUUUGUUGGCUGUUUAGUAUGUGUAAUUUUGCUUUCAUCUGCAAAAUGAAAGGUCCAUUGUAGACCUAACAUUCCGAGUCUCCUCGCCAUUCCCCCUUCCAGUCCGUUUUUGGAGCUGACUGUGGUGUACAGUUUACAUGGCAGGCGGGGGGCGGGGGGGAGAAAGAGGAGCAUAUGAGCAAGACUCCCUUAGAUACCAUUCUUUUUCUGAAUUGCAGUCCUUCUAUUAAUUGUAUAUCUAUCUGUUGCAAACCCUACACCUGUAAUUUGCUACAUUUAGAGAUACUCUGCUUUCAAAUGCAAGUGCAAAUGUAAUAUAAAAUGAUUUAAAACUGAAUAUGUGUAGACAAAUGUGACCACAGCCAAAUUUCAUCUGGCCCUCUGGGGUGGGUUUGAUGUUAUGUCAAUCGCAGUUCCUUUGCAAUAAGAUCAUCACAGAGGGAAACACUUCUCAGCAGACUUUUGUUCCUUGCAAAUAUAGAAAUAAUAAUAAUCCAUGCAUUUUGCAAUAGCAUGCAUGCAGUUUUGGGGAUGUAACUGCAUUUUGAAGUUUGAGGUUUUAAAUAGCUGUAUGUGAAAUUUUGCGGUUCAACUAGGCAUUGACACUAUUUGCAUUCUUCCGGGAUUACAGAGUUCCUUUUGCCUUUUUCAGAGACAGGACAGAUUAAAAUGUAGUCUGCAGUAUCAUUUAACAAAUGUACAAAACAACUGUUGAAAAAUAAAAGGCUGAAGAAAAGUAAAGGAGAAACUUGAGUGCAGAUACACUUAUUUAAUUAGGAUACAGUCAUACCUUGGGUCUCGAACGCCUUGUGACUCGAACAUUUUGGAUCCCAAACACCACAAACCGAGAAAUGAGUUUUCUGGUUUGCGAACAUUUUUUGGAAGCCAAACAUCUGACGUGGCUUCCAAUGGAGUGCAGGAAGCUUGCUGCAGCCAAUCGGAAGCUGCGCCUUGGUUUUCAAAAGUCAAAUGGACUUCCGGAAUGGAUUCCAUUCGAGAACCAAGGUACGACUGUAUCUGUAUCUACAGGAAAUAGCUUGGAUCUAGCCAUGCCCACUAAUAUGGGGCCACAAACAGUUUUAUGCAGAGUAAUGUGGCCCUUAGUCUACAAAAGGUUACCACCCCUGCCAUGGGCUGUAACAAAAUAAGAUAAAUGGAAGUUUAAGUUUAAUGUGAGAAGCGUGUGUAUGGUAGAAUCAUGUUUUCCUAGCAAUAAAACCUAGAAAAACCAUUCAUUCCCAAUACACACUUCCACAACAUUCUUUACUGGCGAUUUGAAUUAAACAAAUAUUUAAAAUAACUCAGAGAUUAUCACAAAACUGCACUUCAUUAAGACUUUUGAGAUUGAUACAGUGUUUUUUAAAACUCCAACUCAAUGAGACAAUGAAAUACAAGGUCAGGCAGCACUUAUUACUUGUGUUGUGAUGAUGACACAUGUUAAACAUCUCUCUAAUUUCUGACAGUGUAGCUAUGGGGGCAUAACAAUAUCUGCUGGCUCUCACUACAGUUCUGUACUGAGCAGUAGAUAUCUAAAUAAUUUGUGUAGCUAAAAAACCAAAGUAAAAUUGGGUUGUUUUAUCAAAAUAUUAACUGACAGUCAAAAUAAGAGUUGUCAAGCAGCUAAGGUUUCAGAGUUUCCUAACGCAAUAUCUUACAAAAUUCAGGAUAUGCUUAGCUUUACCUAUAUAAUGUGGUCAGCUGCACUUUUAAAAAACCCCAAUAAUUAAAAAAAACCUAACUCUCUCUCUCUCCUUUGAGGGGCAAACAUUUAUGCCACAGACCCAGGCCGUGGAUUCACAUCUCAGGAAUGGGCAUGUUUCACAGGAAGAAUAGAAUCUGCCUAUCUUAUGCAAAGACUUAUGGACAAGCCAUGUGCUGAGCAAUUUUGUGACCACUAUGAGCUAGAAUGGCCAAAGUUGAAAGAACUUCUUGCCAAGGCUGCAGAGCCAAAGACCUGUUUGCAAAAGAUCUCGGAAGGCGUGAGGUCAAUAAUAGCUUCCAGAGGUUUCAAAGGCCCUGAAGAUGAUGGUGUCCUUGAUCAUAUGGUUCGGGUGACGACAAGUCUAAGGAGCUCUUUUGUUGCCAUAGCUUGUAGGACCGUGUGCCCUGGAAGUCCGCCUGGCAUAGGGAAACGCAGGCCUGCUGUACAAGAGAUCUUUAGGAAACAAAGAGCCAAGGAAAUCAAAUCUAUGGAUAGCAAAGACCAUUUUAACAGCUAUGAGAAGCUGUUUCAGAACUCCAGAGUUAUGUUAGUCUCCAAAAAGAAGGAAAGGCGAGCCAGCCUCCAGCCUUUCAGUCUAAAUGUACCUCAGGUUAGCAUUGUGGUUCCAAGGAAAUCAAGCUUGCUGCCACUACACUUGUUGAGAAGGAGCAGUGUGCGCCCAGGAUUUGUCAUCCCCAAAGUCCGAAUCAACAAGGCACCUCCACCUACUUUCCAGCCAGAGAAAGUCAGACGAAAAAGCAGUGCCGGUGAUGGGGCUUACCUGCAGAUUCCUAAGUGGAGGUAUAAAGAGCUGAAGGAAGAAAGGAAGAAAGCAGAGGAAGAAGAAAAGAAAAAAGCAGAAGCAGCUCAGAAACAGAAGCAAGGGUCUCCCGUGAAAAGCAAGACUUGACCUGAGGCUGAGACUCAUGAUAGCACUACUGAGAUCAAUAGAAAAGUCAAGUUGCUGUAUUGGGGCCAGCUGAAUGACACAAUUUAAAGGAGAAGAAAUCAUCUAGAGAGCAACUGAUACGGUAAAGUGUAUAUACAUCAAGAAAUGUAAGGAAAGAUUUAGAGAAUCUGUGAACAGGUUUAAAAUAUGGAAAAGGUAGUUUUCUUGGGGUGGAAAACAGAUGUCCCACAAAAGGGGUAAUGGGAUAAAGCUCCAAGAAGGGAGAGUUAGUCUGGAUAUCAGACAUUUUUCUAUACAUAAAAGAGUAUUAAGCUACAGAGUAUGUUUGCAAGGGAAACUAAUAUUAAAAAUAGAUUUCAUAAGCACUGGCUUGAGGAUAAGUGAAAAGACAAGUCUACGGAUUUUGUACAAGUGUAUUAUGAUCUCCCCAUCCCUCACACUAAAGUAAAGGGCUUUAGCUUGAUGCUUGCUUUUAAGAAAAUAUGGACAUUGUAAUGAAAUUUCAAAAAACAAAAAACCAAACAUUGAAAGGAUGCAAAAAUCUCAGGGCAUUUUGUAGAAAACCAACUUUAUGAAUAAAAUGUUUGUAAAGCAUUUCUUCUGAAAGAUAUGUUAAUGGAAACAAAAUGGUCAGAAAUUAUAUAUUUUGUAUUGAAUGAGAUUUCACUGUUUAUUUAUAAAAAGUGUAAAAACUACUAUGAAUUAAUUUCACAAAAUGCAACAUUUCUGAGGAUCCUCCCCAGUUAUUUUUCAGGAUUAUGCUCAACUUUAGGUUCUCCCACUUCUGUAUUCUGAAACAGAUCUGCAGCAAAAUUUGCAACGUGAUGUGCUCCCUGUUCAAGAUCCAGCUGUCACGUUCCUUAGCCACACCAUUUUUAUUUUUAUUUUUUAACUCUCACCAGCCAGUCAGCAUGCUGUGGCCACUGAACAUUUGAGCAUCUUUUGAAUCCUUCCCGACUUCUUCUUAAAUAUGUUUUCUUCUUCUGCAGACCCCUAUACCUGCUGAUACAUUCCCAGUUUGCGUGUGGGCAGUGCCAUUUUUGCUUUAUAAGAAGCUGCACUCAUUUCCUGAACAUCAGAAAUAGGGGGAAUGGUGCUUCUUCUAAGAAGCUCAAGGCAUUUUUAGUACAUGCAAAAAUUCUGUUGAACACCACCACUGAACUUAAAGUGCAAACAUAGCCAUUCUCAGAAAUAAACCCCACUGAGUUCAAUGAAUUUACUUGCUGGCAGGGUAUAGAUUUGAUUCAGUUCUCAUUUAAAGCCAAAUUUAUCAAAGCAAGAACUGGAAUACAGCAAUCCUUUGAAAUUCACAUGUAUCUGAAUCUGCAAUGCAGUUUUCCAAGCAGUGCUUACAAAAAUGCAUGUACCAGUAUAUAAUUUAGGCAAAAGUGUGCAUAAAAAACACUAAAAUGCGAAAGGAUUUGCAUGACUUUUUUUUUAUGCAGACUGUUGCAGAAAUGUGGAGAACAGAAUCUAAGAUUUGAAAAAUGAGAAACAGAAUACCAAACUGAGAGACACUACUUCCUGGUCUAUAUGGGACAGGAGCUUUAGCUAACCAUGCAUGCUUCUAGUAUGGAAGACCAUCAACUAAAUGAAUGCAUAUACAUUUUUGUUCAUUUUUUAAUCAGUUCUCUGCAAAACUAAAUUGCUGAUAUGUAUUAAUUUCUGCUAUUACUAAAAUUUAUGGCAUCCUAAAAAGAUGUCGGUAAUAUUUUCAAAUGAUGCUCUCCCCUUUUUUGUAAUUAGAGGGCAAGCUUUUAGAUGCCCAUGGCAAAACUGCCUAUAUGCAUCUUACUCUUAUGCUCCAACAGAGAUAUUUUUUCUUCACAGCCAACACAUUAUAUUUACAUAUCAAAUCAGUCAGUUUCUUUAAAAAAAUCAAUUCUUACAAGCAAGUACAUGAAUUUGCACUUUGAUUAUCAUCUAAAGGACAGGUUCAGCUGAAAUGCACUAUCACUCUCAGGGAUGAAUUUAAACAGUAAUGUUCAAAGG